AUGGCUACACCUGUAGAAUUUCUUUCACAAGAAAUGUUCUCGAGAAGCUCGAGAAAGAUCGUGUCAAACUUUAAAUCCAUGAUUUUAAAAAUAAUGUCAAUAGCUGCUUUCGUCCUUGUUUUUUCAGAUCCUGAAACUCUCGGGGAGAUUUUAGUUCCUGAUCUAAAGGAAUCACGGAACCUCAUCCGUAAGCUAUCUCGAUCUAAUAAAGUGGUUGAAAAUACUGUUUGUAUUUAUUGGAUAACAAUCCGUCUUUUUUUUGCAUUAGUCUACUUCACCACAAUUAUCUACAUACUGGGAAUACAUAAGUUAAGUGCGAUUCGUCAAAUGCAUACGGUGUACCGACGGAUUGCUUAAAAUGUAAUUAAGCCAAAAACUUAUAUACCCCUUUCAUCAUUAAUGGCGAUUAAAAUUCUACAAAUGUUUUCACAACUGUUAUCUUUUUGUGACACACACCUGUUAUCUAUUGUCAUUUAUCAUUGUAACAUAGAUAAAGGUAACACUACCCAUCGCAUUCAAGAUCUUCGGCUGAACAAAAAUUUGUUUACAACUAAUGUUGUUUGUCCGUUCCUGUAAC
This is a messenger RNA of Mucor mucedo, 577 nucleotides long. RefSeq lists its product as uncharacterized. The transcript has 4 exons. The coding region runs from base 1 to 357 and encodes 118 amino acids. The record is from RefSeq and is a predicted model, not a curated record. NCBI's taxonomy places the organism in Eukaryota, Fungi, Mucoromycota, Mucoromycetes, Mucorales, Mucoraceae.